Molecule: messenger RNA, 2736 nt
Organism: Camellia sinensis
Lineage: Eukaryota; Viridiplantae; Streptophyta; Magnoliopsida; Ericales; Theaceae
Gene: CSLC6
Product: Cellulose-synthase-like C6
Cellular component (GO): Golgi apparatus
Molecular function (GO): glycosyltransferase activity
Source: RefSeq, a predicted model, not a curated record
CAACAACAACAACAACAACAAAGAAGCUACAAUGGUGGUUCACUGAGAACGAAAGCAUAUGCAGAUUUAAUUAUUAUUGGUAGAUCUGGAAAUUCAUAUUUAUGUCUCGACCACCAAACUCUGAAUUUCAAGAAUGGUGGAACAAGCAGAGAGAGGACCACGACCACGACUACUUCGACAAAUCCGAAAACCCUAGCUGGCUAACCGUCGAGAUCCGCAGCCCCUCCGCCGAUCGGACGGUGGAGAAGGAGCGAACUCGGAGUGCUCGUCAGCUCUCUUGGGUCUGCCUCUUGCGAUUCCACCAAAUCGCGAAUUCCUUGGCAUUUUUCACCAAUGGAUUCAUCUCCCUACUCCGUACCGCUAACCGCCGGAUCACAGUCUCCGAUUCGCACUCUCGCCGCCCCGAAUCCCGUCUGUACCGCGCAAUCAAGGCGUUCUUGAUCCUUGUACUAGCAUUGCUAGUCUUGGAGCUCGUUGCGUACUUCAAGGGAUGGCAUUUUAGUCCUCCCACCGUGGGCUCCGCCGCGGAGGUGGUGGAUUUUGUGCAACUUGUUUACGCCAAUUGGCUCCAUAUCAGGGCCAAAUAUCUGGCUCCGGCAUUGCAGAGUUUGACCAAUGUGUGUGUGGUUUUGUUCUUGGUUCAGUCACUGGAUCGACUAGUUUUGGUGCUUGGAUGUUUUUGGAUUAAAUUUCGGAGAUUGAAGCCUGUUGCCGUCAUGGACUACUCCCAGGAUUCCGAGCAAGCUAUGAAUGUGGACGAUUAUCCGAUGGUGAUGGUGCAGAUUCCAAUGUGCAAUGAGAGGGAGGUUUACCAACAAUCCAUUGCAUCAGUAUGUGUUCAGGACUGGCCAAGGGAGAGAAUGCUUGUACAAAUUUUAGAUGAUUCUGAUGAUUUGGAUGUUCAAGUCCUCAUCCAAGCAGAAGUGCAGAAAUGGCAGCAGAGGGGUGUGCGCAUAUUGUAUAGACAUCGUCUUAUCCGGACUGGCUAUAAGGCUGGAAAUCUUAAAUCUGCAAUGAGUUGCGAUUAUGUCAAAGAUUAUGAGUUUGUGGCAAUCUUUGAUGCAGAUUUUCAACCAUCACCAGAUUUCUUGAAGAAAACUAUUCCUUAUUUUAAGGGAAAUGAUGAUCUUGCAUUGGUGCAAACAAGAUGGGCCUUUGUCAACAAGGACGAGAACUUGCUUACAAGAUUACAAAAUAUAAACUUAUCAUUCCACUUUGAGGUUGAACAACAAGUCAAUGGAGUGUUCAUAAACUUCUUUGGUUUCAAUGGAACUGCUGGUGUAUGGAGAAUCAAGGCCCUCGAGGAAUCUGGUGGCUGGUUGGAACGAACUACUGUUGAGGACAUGGAUGUUGCUGUUCGUGCUCACCUUUGUGGAUGGAAAUUUAUAUAUCUGAAUGAUGUUAAGUGCCUUUGUGAAUUGCCAGAGUCCUAUGCAGCAUACAAGAAGCAGCAAUAUCGCUGGCAUUCAGGUCCAAUGCAAUUGUUCCGCUUAUGUUUCAUGGACAUAAUCCAUUCAAAGGUGAGUGUGGUCAAGAAAGCCAAUAUGAUAUUUCUUUUCUUCCUCCUUCGGAAGCUUAUCCUGCCUUUCUAUUCAUUCACUCUCUUCUGCAUUAUUCUUCCUCUGAGCAUGUUCCUGCCGGAAGCUCAGUUACCUGCUUGGGUAGUUUGUUAUGUCCCUGGAAUCAUGUCCGUCUUGAAUAUCCUUCCAGCACCACGGUCAUUCCCAUUCAUUGUGCCCUUCCUUCUAUUUGAGAACACUAUGUCUGUGACCAAAUUUAAUGCCAUGAUUUCAGGACUCUUUAAAUUUGGAAGUUCUUAUGAGUGGAUAGUUACUAAGAAGUUGGGCAGAUCAUCAGAAGCAGACCUAGUUGCCGUUAUGGAAAAUGAGUCUGAACCUCUAGUGCAACGUAACAGAUCCUCCUCAGAAUCAGGUCUUGCCGAGCUUAAUAAAUUAGAGAUGACUAAGAAAUCUGGGAAGGGUAGAAGAAAUCUUUUGUACAGGAAGGAACUUGCUCUCGCGUUUAUUUUAUUGAGUGCCUCGGUGAGAAGCUUGUUGUCUGCGCAGGGGAUUCACUUCUACUUCCUAUUGUUUCAAGGGAUCACUUUCCUAGUUGUUGGUCUUGAUUUGAUUGGAGAACAGGUGAGUUAAUUUUCCUGUUAUGUCUCGUAGUGUUGAAGAAAUAUAUAUUUUUUCCAUGGAUUUAAGCCUGGGAUGAGAAGCUACAUUGACCACAGCCUUCAAGACUAGCUCUAGAAGCUCAAUAAUCAGUUGUAGCUGACCAUAUAUAUCAUGUUGGUUCUCUGCUCCCAGAUAACGCAAUUCACUGUCUUCACGGUCAUAUUUGUAGCUUAUUUAUGUACUUGGGGGAAAGAAUUGCCAUAUGAAUCUUUCAGGCAAAGUCAUAUAGACUCAAAUUGACGUAAAGUUGUUUGUCUCAGCCAUGGAGGAAAGAGUUCAGAAAAUAGCAGGGAUUCUUCUGUAGGGGCUGUUUGUUUGUAGUGCCGCUCUGUAUACUUUUUGCAUUGUUAGAUUUUCAAAUUGUUCAUUCUUUAUUUUUGUUGUCACGACAGACAGGCAUGUACGAUAACAUAUGUUUUGAUUGAAUUAGUGUCGGUAAUUAAUUGAUGUUCACUACCUUUGGAGUUCGGUUCGAUUAACUCAGCUGUACUGUAGUGUUGAAUGGAGAAUGUGCAUUUGCUGAGACGAGCCCUGAGAAGAGCCCUGCUUGUAUUUC